Apus apus (common swift) is the source of this 1310-nucleotide messenger RNA. RefSeq names its product leukocyte elastase inhibitor-like. Gene Ontology annotation, molecular function: serine-type endopeptidase inhibitor activity. NCBI's taxonomy places the organism in Eukaryota, Metazoa, Chordata, Aves, Apodiformes, Apodidae. The transcript is spliced from 8 exons. Gene Ontology annotation, biological process: negative regulation of endopeptidase activity. The record is from RefSeq and is a predicted model, not a curated record. The coding region runs from base 33 to 1286 and encodes 417 amino acids.
GGGGUUCUUCCUCCCCAGCCAACAGCUGCUUCAUGAUGGGCUCCAUUUCUAGACCAAUUACUGAGUUUUGCCUGGAUCUCUACAAUAAGCUCAACAAAAACGUGAAGGACAAAAACAUCAUUUUUUCUCCAAUGAGUAUCUCUGUUGCCCUGGCCCUGAUCUAUCUAGGUGCAAAAAACAACACUGCUGCUCAGAUAGAGAAAGUGCUCCAUAUCGGGAAAGAUUUAGGAAGAAUGAGCCUUGGAUCUGAACUUGAGAGUGCAGCCUUGGAAAUGGAGCCAGAACGAAGCCGGGAAAGGGAGGCAUCCCUCUCACAGUGUAACACGGAUGGGGACCUUAAUCAUAGAGCAUUCCAGACACUGCUUUUACAGCUACAAAAUCUUGGUGAAAGCUAUUUUUUAACCCUGGCUAACAACCUCUUUGUACAACACGGAUUUGAGCUCCAGCAGCAAUUUCUAAUGUGCUCUAAGGAACUGUAUGGAGCAGUGCUUCAAAUGGUGGACUUUCAAGGUGCUGUUGAAGCUGCCAGAAUAAAAAUUAAUGCUUGGGUUGAAAAAGAGACACAAGGUAAAAUCAAGGAACUCUUUGCUCCCGGUGUGAUCAAUACGCAUGCGUUGCUGGUGCUGGUGAAUGUAAUCUACUUCAAAGCAUCCUGGGAACAUAAGUUUGAGGAACAAAAAACAGCACAGAGAUAUUUUAAACUGAAUCAGAAUGAGAAGAUACCUGUGCAGAUGAUGUAUCAGAAAGGCAUGUUUAAACUAGGCUACAUUGAGGAGGUGGGUGCUCAGGUCCUUGAACUCCCUUAUGCUGAGAAGUCAAUGAGCAUGAUCAUCCUGCUGCCACAUGACAUGGCUGACAGAUCUACCAGUGGGCUGGAGCAGAUUGAAAGCAUAAUGACCCAUGAAAAUUUAAUGCUGUGGGCCUCUUCAGAGCACAUGUAUGAGACACAAGUGGAGGUAUACCUCCCCCAGUUCAAGCUUGAAGGCACCUUUAACCUCAAUGAGGUAUUACAAGAGAUGGGGGUGACUGACAUCUUCAAUGAAUCAAAAGCUGAUCUUUCUGCAAUGUCAUCUGCAAAAACUCUGGUGUUGUCAGAUAUUGUCCAUAAGACGUGCGUGGAAGUCAAUGAGGAAGGCACUGUAGCAGCAGCUGGUACAGGAGCUGUCAUUGUGAAUAGGUCUCUUCCUCUCACAGAGGUGUUUAUGGUUGACCACCCUUUCUUAUUUUUUAUUAGACACAAUCCUACUGAUACCAUUCUCUUCUUUGGCAAACUCUGUUCACCUUAAAAUCAGGGUCAUUCUCUAACAUUG